Molecule: messenger RNA, 1191 nt
Organism: Lotus japonicus
Lineage: Eukaryota; Viridiplantae; Streptophyta; Magnoliopsida; Fabales; Fabaceae
Exons: 1
Coding region: 1-1191 (396 amino acids)
Molecular function (GO): DNA binding
Source: RefSeq, a predicted model, not a curated record
AUGACGAUGAAGCAGAAUAACUCCAAGUCUAAGCUGAAAGGUAAAGUUGUUGUUGUUGAUGAUGAUGACUUCCCCAUGGAUGAAACUGAAGUGCGAAUUCAAAUUCUUGAAAAGGAGAACUGCUCCAAGUCUAAGCUCAAUGGAAAAGUUGUUGUUGAUGAUGAUGAUGAUGACUUCCCCAUGGAUGAAACUGAUCAAGUGCUUCAGAUUCUUGAAAAGAAGAACUGCUCCAAGUCCAAGCUGAAAGGAAAAGAUGUUAACAAUUGGCAAUUCAAUGAGGAUGAAAUAGAAGUUCUUCAAAUUCUUGAAAUCAUGAGAAAAGAAAAAGAUCUUGAGAAAUUGAGUCAAAUAUUUGGCAAUAGCGAAGGGACAUCAACUUCAACGGACCGCAAGUGUAAUUACGGCCGCAAAGGGGCACCAACUUCAACGUACCGCAAGUGCAAUUACGGCCGCAAAGGGACAUCAACGUCAACGGACCGCAAGUGCAAUUAUGGUCGCGAAGGGGCAUCAACUUCAAUGGACCGCAAGUGCAAUUAUGGCCGUGAAGGAGCAUCAACGUCAACGGACCGCAAGUGCAAUUACGGUCGCGAAGGGCCAUCAACGUCAAGGAACCGCAAGUGCAAUUAUGACCGCGAAGGGGCAUCAACGUCAACAAACCGCAAGUGCAAUUACGCCCGCAACGUAACUGAUUUUGAAGUCCCUGCAAUAAUUUCCCAAUCCCACUUACGGUCGUUUCAACAAGCAUUUGUCCGCAAUUUCGCACCUCAAUUGCAACCAAACCCUCCAAAUUUGCCGCCGGUUCCAAGCCUACGAGAUUAUAUUUUGGGGUGUAGCAGACCUAUUGAAAAGGAAUUGCAAGAGAGCGACGUGAAUCCGGACCAAAAUAGGCUACUCCUAAACAAGAAUCAAGUGGAGAAUUUCUUUCUGCCAUUGUUGAUGAAUGAUGAAAAUCUAAAGGAUGGAAUUGCAGUCACCGGGUAUGAUAUGGAUGGCAAAGAGCACCCCUUGACAUUCAAGAAAUGGGCAGAUAAGUACUAUGUCUUUUGUAAAGGGUGGAAAACUUUCUUCCAAAGGCAAGGAUUGAAGCCUGGCGAUUUUGUCACCGUAUGGAUGUUUCGUCAUUCUAAAACUAAUCGUUUGUGUGUCGCUCUUGGUAUUAGGAAAGGAUCAAACAUAGAUGCAGUUCCAUAA